AUGUAUCCCUUCAGUUCUCUGCUGGUGAUGGGCAGUCUUGCCAUCCAAGCUGUCCUUUCUCUACCUGACCCAAGCAGGGUUAAGGAACGGGAAGCGGAGAUCUUGAAACGCUCCGUUGACUCUUUCAUUGCCACGGAAAGCCCGAUUGCUUUAGCUGAUAUGUUGUGUAACAUUGGAUCUUCAGGGGCUUGCGCUUCCGGAGCAAGCUCGGGAAUUGUCGUUGCUUCCCCAGACAAAGUUAACCCGAACUAUUUCUAUACAUGGACACGUGACUCCGCUCUCACUUUCAAGUGUAUAGUAGAUACAUUCGUCAACAGCUAUUCUGCGUCCCUUCAGACUGAGAUUGAGAACUAUAUCAGCUCGCAAGCCUAUCUUCAGACUGUCUCGAACCCGUCAGGAGGUCUUUCCAGUGGUGGUCUGGGAGAGCCGAAGUUCAACGCUGAUGAAACGGCCUUUACCGGAUCCUGGGGUCGACCGCAGAGAGAUGGACCUGCUCUUCGUGCUACUGCUUUGAUCACAUACUCCAAAUGGCUGAUCAAUAAUGGAUAUACGUCUACAGCCAGCUCCUUGGUUUGGCCAAUCAUUCAAAAUGAUCUGUCCUAUGUGACACAAUACUGGAAUAAUACGGGCUAUGACUUGUGGGAGGAAGUCUCCGGUUCAAGCUUUUUCACAGUUGCCGCUCAACACCGUGCUCUUGUUGAAGGCAGUGCUCUUGCAGCACUUCUUGGAAAGUCUUGCACAUACUGCGAUUCUCAAGCUCCUCAAGUGCUUUGCUUUCUACAAACUUUCUGGGGUUCUUCUCAGGGAUACAUUCUUGCCAACAUCAAUCAGAACAAUGGACGGACUGGGAAGGAUGCGAAUACUCUCCUUGGAGCUAUUCAUCAAUUCGAUCCUGCUGCUGGCUGCGAUGCAACCACUUUUCAACCAUGCUCUGAUCGUGCUUUGGCAAACCACAAGGUAGUCACCGACUCGUUCCGGUCUAUUUACACAAUCAACUCUGGUAUUGCUGAAGGAACAGCUGUAGCAGUCGGCCGUUAUCCAGAAGAUAGCUACCAAGGUGGAAACCCAUGGUAUUUGAACACUUUGGCGGCUGCCGAGCAGCUCUAUGAUGCCUUGUACACCUGGAAUAAGCAGGGGUAUAUCACGGUGACAUCAACCUCGCUGGCUUUCUUCAAGGAUCUCAGCUCUUCUGUUACUGCAGGCACAUACGCAUCCUCAACUUCGACCUAUACAACUUUGUACAAUGCAGUGAAGACUUACGCCGAUGGCUAUGUGAAUAUCGUGGCGACAUAUGCUCAAUCCAAUGGCUCCCUUGCUGAACAGUUCUCCCGGUCAAAUGGAGCACCGCUUUCAGCUUACGACUUGACUUGGUCAUAUGCCGCCUUUUUGACUGCCGCGGCUCGCCGAGCAGGCGUUGUUCCGUAUUCGUGGGGAGAACCAACCGCCUCUAGCGUCCCUUCCGUUUGCUCUUCAACCUCAGCCACUGGCACCUAUUCGACAGCUUCUACUGGAUCCUGGCCGGCCAAUCAGACACCAAUUUCAGGCGGAAGUAGCACAACGACCACUACUACUACAACCGGGACUGGGUCGAGCACAUCAACCAGCACCACCACCAGUUCUUGCGCAGCCGCAACCUCCGUUGCCGUGACCUUCGACGAAAUCGUCACUACAACGUACGGCCAAACAAUCAAAGUUGCUGGAAAUGUCGACAUUCUUGGGAACUGGAAUACCGCAAACGCAUAUGCUCUGUCUGCUAGUUCGUACACCUCGAGCAAUCAUCUGUGGGAUGGUACAAUCAACUUUGCUGCCGGAGCUGUCAUCCAGUACAAGUACAUCAACGUGGCGAGUGAUGGUACUGUGACUUGGGAAGCCGAUCCCAACCAUACUUACACCGUCCCUGCAACGUGUGCCACUGCCGCUACGAUUAAUAACACCUGGCAAUAG
Molecule: messenger RNA, 1944 nt
Organism: Hyaloscypha bicolor E
Lineage: Eukaryota; Fungi; Ascomycota; Leotiomycetes; Helotiales; Hyaloscyphaceae
Product: carbohydrate-binding module family 20 protein
Exons: 9
Coding region: 1-1944 (647 amino acids)
Biological process (GO): polysaccharide catabolic process
Cellular component (GO): fungal-type vacuole
Molecular function (GO): starch binding; glucan 1,4-alpha-glucosidase activity
Source: RefSeq, a predicted model, not a curated record